This is a messenger RNA of Bemisia tabaci, 5765 nucleotides long. The record is from RefSeq and is a predicted model, not a curated record. Lineage: Eukaryota; Metazoa; Arthropoda; Insecta; Hemiptera; Aleyrodidae.
GUUUUCUGACUCGAUUGACUAGUAAAAAAGAUUGCUGUUUUUUGCAACUUUACCCUUAAAGUUUUCUUUAUCGAAUUUCUGUGUUUGCAAUUUUGUGUAGUUUAGUUAUUAAAUUUUAAUUUUAAAUGUUGUUUAACAUUUGCUUUCGAAUUUACCAUCUUCGCCUGCUUCACGAACAGUAAGAUGCAACAAGAAGAAUUGGCAUACCUAAUAAUCCAGAGCUGAAGAUUUCUUAGAUCCACGCGACCUUCUCAAUAAACAAGAUGACUCUACCUAGCAGUGAAUCGACUAUGAUACGAAAUGUCAAGUUGGAAGUUGACGAUGAAAAUCGCAUGGAUGUGGAUAUGGUGGAAGAACCAGCCAAUCCCAUGGACGGAAUUGAUUCAGAAGAAGAAGAAGGACAAGUAUCUGAGGAAGGAGAGAUUUGGGACUCAGGAGGGCCUGAUUCUCCUGUUCAGCCUAAUAAUGCGAAAACCCCAACCGAAUCAAACCGUAAUUUCAGAGGUUUUACAACGAUCCUUGAGGAAGCGGAAGAACCUGAUGCUGCCAAAUUAGAAGAACGAGCGAAACGUUUUGGACUGGACCCAUCUGAGCCAAAACCAAUUUUGAGUAAAAAAAUCCGCAAUCUCUAUGAAAGCAUGGGAGUUGAUCCUCAUGACAAACUAUUCAGACUGAAUACGAUCCACAUGGAAGGAACUGAAAACAUGAACACCCAGGAUGUGUUUGAUUAUUUCAAAGAGUAUGCACCCAUUGCAGUAGAGUGGAUCAAAGAUAGUUCAUGUAAUGUUGUGUGGAUAGAGGAAAUUACAGCGGCUCGAGCCCUCAUGGAAACCUCAAAGAAAAUUAUCACUGACUCAAGAUCAAACGGAACCAUAAAAUAUAACGAAGAAUUUUUAUCUGAUACUGAAAUAGCUCCAAGUAGUAAUAAAAAGGAUGAAGACAAAGACGCGGUGAAAGUGUCCGACCUAAAGACAACUGUUCCACCUGGUAUUUGGAGGAAAGGCAAAGAUUGCCCAAAAUCAGACUCCAUUUUCCUUCGUUUUGCCACAUUUGCUGAUAAGAAAGUCAUGAACAACAUCAAGAACAAUGACUACAUCAAUAAAUUCGGCAUGAUCUCAAGUCAUCGUCAGCCGCCGUUUGGAAAUGAACGAAUGUUCAGAAGACCACAUUACGAUGUUGGCGAUGAGGUAGCAGCUACCGACGCAAGGGCAAAACUGUUGAGUAAAACGGGUAAUCCAUGGAGUAGCAUAGCUUACACAUGGGGAAUGUUCGACCGGACUAAAUAUCCAGUGAAGAACUUUCCACCUGAGAAAAAAGAAGAAGACAAUUUCUUCGCAGAGCUUCCCAAACAUUCUCCACUCUCAACUAAACUUGGAAUCGUUUCUGAAGACGGAGAAGAAUGGAGAUCACGGAUUAGAGCUCCCAGGAUGAGGAUGCAUGCUGAUGAUGAAGCUUCAGCACCUCGCAGGGUUUUGAAACCCAGCCGGAGAUCCAACGUCAUGAGCAGACUGGGUGGAAAAGAAGUUCUAGAAAUUGCCCCUCUUCAGAUCAAGGUCGAACGAGGCUCAUCAAUCAGUGAUAACGAAGGAGUGACAGAAGCGGUAGUCAGUGAUUCCGCUCCAAUUGAGGAGGAAGAAGAGGACUUGGAGGAGGAUUCCCCGUCAACGUUGCAGAUCACGAGAGUCAUCUCGCCUGUCCAGAGGAAAAGGCCGACUCGCAAAGCAGUGAGACGCAAGAAAAUCAAAAAGCGCAAAGUAGAAUCUUCAAGCUCAAGCUCAGACUCCAGUUCGGAUGAUGAAAGCUCCAGUGACUCGAGUAGCAGUUCUAGUAGUAGCGGUUCAAGCAGCGAUAGUUCCUCCAGUAGUAGUAGUUCGGGUAGCAGCAGUUCAAGUAGUGAUAGUAGUAGCAGUUCUAGUUCUAGUGGUAGUUCUAGCUCCAGCAGCAGUUCUUCGAGUAGUGAUAGUGAAUCGGACACGGAGAAGGUCGCUAGGAAGAAAGUCAAAGUCAGCAAAUCACGGAAGUCAGUUCUGCAAGGUGCUCAAAGUCGUGAUAGACAAAGAGUCCUCUCUGAGUUUAGUACAAAUUACGACGAUGAAGAGGAUGACUUCGAUCUCCCCAUAAAACAACGAAGUGCAGUACAUUGCGUUUCGAUGCCAGCAGUGCGGCAGCCCCACGUCAGAGACUUAAGAUUUACGAUAAAGAAUUCAAGGAAUAAUAAGUUGUCAACAAACCGCUUCAAGCCCAAACGACUGAACGAUCGGCGUGAUGGCGCACAACGCCGGGAAGGGCGCUUCCAUGAUGUGCGACGGGACCCCCCACUGGGUGGAAUAACUGAUCUCCGGGAGAAGCUUCGCAACAGAAAGAUGAACAAAGUUUCACGGUUGAAGGAAGACCGGUUCGACAUAGAUUCGCCACUUCAAAUAGAGGUUGAUAAUGAUCUGUACUACCGCAGAUAAAUAUUAUAUUUCGAGUGCAACUCAUUUUGCUACAAUUUUUUUUUUUUUGUGAUGUGCGUAGUUACAACCCUGUAAUUACGAGGUUCUCAAAUUUCUCCCAGGAAGUCAGUGAGCUCUCUGAGUGAAGAUGAAACAAGCAGUCAAUUGAAAACUCGUCAUAUCUCAAAAUACAUUCAUUCCUAUGUGUAAGAAACAAAAUUUAUCCUUAGCUAACUGUAUGUAUAACAGAAGAUGAUGUAUCAAACAAAAGUUCGGUGGAUUUUUGCAUCCUUUAAAGGAAAACAUUUUUUGAGAAUGGGCGAGUUUGGAUUUUGGCGAUCAGAUCUAUUUUGAUCGUUUCCAUUAUUUGAUAAAUAGAUUUGUCAAUCACUUUCCAAGCGUAAUAAUUAAUCCUCUUGAUCAACAUGUUGGCAAGAAAGGCACUAUUUAGCCGAAAUAACGAUGAAACAGGCUCGUUGCUCAGCACUUAACGCUUCUCCAAAUUGCAUUCCUGUUUCUAUUUUAACUGGAUUCAUAAAUGAUAUGAUUGUUUAACCUGGAGUUAUAAAACGUGCAUCUAAUAUAUUUAUUCAUGGGUAAACAUUUUUAUCAAUCUACCAGUUGAUUUUCACCUGGGCCUGGAAAAUACUUUCAAGUCGAUGCUCAUCAUUCAUUUUUUUUGUUGUCUUUUAUUAAUUAUCAUUCAAUGGGGGAGUAAUCAAACUGGUCCCCUGCUAAAUUCUUAAGACUUAUAGAGUGUCACUUAAUAGUUUAUGAGAUACUGAUUUUUUAUCAAAAACAUUUUUUUAAUCGAUCCAGCAGAUAAUAAAGCUUGCGGCAAUCAUCUUUGUAUUGAUUGUGUAAUUAUUUAAUGACCUAUUAAUGGCAUGAACAUUCGCAAAGAAAAAAAUUAAUCAAAAAGAGUUUACUGUUGCUCCCAGAAUGAUCAUUAUGGUAUCGAAUGUCCUGUGUCAAUUUUAUCUUGGUAGUUUAACCAUCCCAAUCAGUUCAGUAAUACAAUUAAAAAAAAAAGACAUUUCAAAUGCAACAUUUCAAAAUUAGUGCACAUUUUUAUUUUUUAAAAUAAAUACAAAUCAGCUGACUUGUUGGCUUCGAAUUUUCCCUGGUUCAUUUUUAAUGUUUCAUCCGAGUAUAACUUUUAUGCCGUUUUGCUUUUUUGUUUUUCUUUCAAGAAAUGAAAUACGUGCAAGAAUUUUCAUGAGUUGUAUCACAAUUUUUAACUUUCGUCGUGAAUCGGCAAUUUCCUUUUCUCUUCUUUUUCAUUAUGCAUUUCAUUUUGUUUGAGAAAAUGUAGGCAAAAAAACGUUGUCUAAUCAUCAAGAAUCAUUAUUUUUAAACCUCAAGGUGUUUUUUAAAAAGUGAGAAUGUCUGUCAAACUAUUGGACAAUAUUCAGUAAGAAAGAUAAAAUACAUUUAAAGUUGUAUUCCUUAACUUGGGUACCACCCCCAAUUAUGAAAAAAAUUUGUAUACCUCCAUAUGAUUAGUAAUGCGCGCAUAAUUGUGUCGUUUGUUUCACAAUCUGAAGCAUUCGAUUUUAAGAUUAUAGCUUGUUAGGAUGUUCUUUUUCAAGUAACAGCUGCUGCUGAAAUAAAACAUUCCACCCGCUGAUUCCUGAUAAAUUAAGACUUGAAAUUAACUUUUCUAGCACUGAAAUGAAAGUUUGUUGAGUGAAGUAUCAGUUCCAGGUGGGUCUUAUCCUCUCCUUUUGUCAGACAGAACGAUGAAGUAAUAACCCAAGGAAACUAAUUAUGAACAUUAUGUGGUGCAAUAUGUGACAUCAACUCCAAAACGAAAACUCUUCCAGGAAGUUGAAGGAAAAACUUUGCUGUAUAUUAAUUCAAAGACUGUUAUUGAAAUAGUUGAAAAUUUAAUUUUCUUCAAGCACUUUUCAAAAAUAGCAAACCAAUAUUUUUCAGAAUUAUGUUCGGUGCAUUUCUAAGGCUUAUUUCUGAAGCGCUCAAGGAACGCUUUGCAUAAAAUUUUAUCCAAUAUCAGCUUGAUUGUAUCUUUUACUGUCCAAUGGAAAUGCAGUGGGUAUAGCAUAUAUCAUGAUGGAGAAAAAAAUCUCAGGCUGGUUCAAACUACAUAUUAUGUAUGUUGUUCCGUUUUCAGUUUUGAAAAUCAAGCAUGAAAGGAGGUUUAGGAGGCUGAAAUCAUGUCAUACUGAUCCUAGUUCAUGCAUCCAUAUCUAAGAAAUAUAGUUCAACCAGUGUAAGGAUCUAUAUGCCGAAUAAGAUGUUCUAUGUAUAUUCUCUUUAUAAUUGCACUCCUACGAGAAAUUUGAGAAUCUCGAAAAAUCAUCAAUUUUAGCUAGUUAAGAUACAAGUGAUCAAAUAGAAUUAUUGCUCCUGAACUUCUGUAAAUUAUGUUUUGCACAAGUUGGACCCCCUCAAUUUUUUUAAUUCUCCAACUUUGUUGCUCCAUGUACAGAAACUUGAUUCUCUUAAAAUACUGCCCUUAUGAAUUACGCGGCAGCAUUUGUAUGUAUUCUCUGGUGUUGACAGUAAUUAGCCACUAGACAAGGCCUAAACCAAAAGGAACGGUACGUUUCCUCUUCAAAAUCUUAUGUAGAAAACGAUCAGCAGAAAGUUCAGAUAUCAACUCCUGAACAAGACACUAACAAGGACCAAAAUCUUGUUUGUGUACGGUAGACCACACAUUGUGGAACCUAACUACUAAAUGUAACUUUAAUUAGGGAAAAUUUUAUGUUAUAAACUCAAGCUACGCGCAAGUUUAGCUUUUUUGACAGUCAGCCAACCUUAAUUUCUCAAUGGUUCCAACCAUUAAUCAGCGAACGAAUAACGAUGCUGACAUUUUCACCACAACUUUCAGCCUUACAUCAACUGGCCAACAAAAUUUGGACUAUGUAUAUUGAAGACAGAUCAAACAGAAGUUAGAACAUACAAUUGACUUCAUUUGUAUUUUACCCAUUCACCCAAUGUUGAUCGUGAACUUGUAUAUAUUGUUUAGGAGUUGAUGUUCAGACUUCCUUCUGUCACGCAAUUUGUUUUUCUCUUAAAAUUUUGAAAAGAAUACAUGCUAUGUGGCACCCUAAUCAAUUUCUUGUCAAGAGGCCUGUUAUAAUCAGAGAGCAGGGAUUUUUUAUGUUUGUUAAAGUGACUUUGGCACAUGCUGCUACUUAUCUUUCUCAAAAAUCUGUUUAGCAGAUUAAUUUAUUUUUCUAAGAAAAUUUUUCCGCAUUUAAUCCCAUACCAAAUGGAGAUUCUGCAAGUUGGCGCAUCUGUUGUCAAAUGUCAAAGAAUAUGUCAUGGGAACAGUUCAAUAAAAAAUUUGUACUGUGACAAUAA